This is a messenger RNA of Sclerotinia borealis F-4128, 1254 nucleotides long. The record is from the annotation of a GenBank genome assembly. NCBI's taxonomy places the organism in Eukaryota, Fungi, Ascomycota, Leotiomycetes, Helotiales, Sclerotiniaceae.
AUGUCUUACCUCGAAGAAGCAGCUUGCACAACCCCAUCGCAAUCGACCAGAUCGAAAGAUGCCACUAUGCCUUUGGAAAAUCCUACUCGAAGCUCGGAUCCGGAGAUCGAUGCAUCGACUACUCCAUUGUCAUCUGAUUCUUUCAUGAGAUCUACCAAGAGCCGUCCUGUACGACCCACUCUAGUUGGCAUCUCGGAGGAGAUCGUAUUGCAGAGAUUUGUCAAAAUAACUCCAACUAUGAAGGUGAUGGGCAGAGGUAAAGGGUUGGAAGUGACAACCUUCACCCAGUGCGAGGCUUUUCCUCAAAUGGCCAAUACUACACAUCCCUCGCUAGAAUUCGAAAUUGGUAGUUCUGUUUCCUCCAUGGUCUUCCUAUUUGAGCUAACAUGUCAUUAUCUAGAUACUCUUCAAACCAACAAAACACCCAUAAUGUUGUUAACGCGCUCUGCUAGUUUGGGAUCAUUUCCCGCCCAAGGUAGAAAGUCAAAGGUAAAGGCAUAUAAGCCUUCCAGAUCUUUGGGGCUUAAAGAGAGGCGCAAGUUAAAGCAGAUGAUCGAAAAUGAGAAUGAUGAUACCUGUCAAGAUGCAUCAGUCGUACCGCAAUCUUUCGGUGAGACUAACGCAGAAUUCAGGACGGCACCAUCAACACCAAUGAGACGUCUAUCAGUAACUGACAAAUGUGAUAUGGAUGGUUUGUACGACGAUAAGCAUAAGCCUCAAUUCCCCCCUGGUACAACUAUUCAAGACUUUGGUGCUGUGCCCGAUCACCUUCGAGGUCCUUGCUUUGAAGUGAGUCCGAGAAGUAGCUUUUUGGAUGGCCCAACUACUCUCCCAAACAUAAAGAAACUUUUGUCUUUGAGUAUGGAUGAUACCUCCGUGGAAUCAUCGCUCAUGAGACACCUCGAUGGAGUGCCUGAAGUAUCGCCAGAAUUGUCGCUAGAAUUGUCGCCCGAGGUAGCAGAAAAUUGCAUGGGACAAUCGGACGGACCCGCGCCUGUUCCCGCCAUUCUACCAGACGUUCUACCAGAUGCUGUACCUAGCCCAACUGAAGACGACAAGAAGGGAAAGCGUACUCACAAAGCUGUGAAUAAAUUUCGAAAGGGCAUACGAAAAAGCAGAUAUCGCUGUUUGAGAACACCAGUACUUGUGGUAUUGCUAGGCAAAGAGCUUUCAAAACCAACCAAAAUGGCCAUUGAAAAUCUCGCAAGCGGACUUCCUUCAGGACUUGAUAAUGUAACGCCCCUCCCCGCGUGA